Molecule: messenger RNA, 927 nt
Organism: Plasmodium reichenowi
Lineage: Eukaryota; Apicomplexa; Aconoidasida; Haemosporida; Plasmodiidae
Product: PAP2-like protein, putative
Exons: 1
Coding region: 1-927 (308 amino acids)
Molecular function (GO): sphingosine-1-phosphate phosphatase activity
Source: RefSeq, a predicted model, not a curated record
AUGUUAAUAAAAGUUUAUUUACCUACGUUAUUACAUGUUGGUUAUUUGUUUAAUACAAUACAAUGCAUAAAUAUAAUAAAUUAUCUUAUAUUUGGGGGGUCUGAUAAAGAUUCUCCUAAUAAAAACUCCAGUGAUAAUAAAGAGGAAAAAAAUAAAAAGAUGGAAGAAUAUAUUGAUGAAAAGAUGAAAAUAAAUUUGCGUAGUAAAAAGAUAAAUAGUUUGAAACCAAUAUAUACAAAUACUGAAUUAGAAACGAAUUAUUAUAUAGAUAAUAAUGAGACAUUUAAGAAAUUAUAUGCUAACUAUCCAAUAUGUGAAGCAAAAUAUAAAUUAGUUGAUAAAUUAAAAUCAUUUAAAAUUUUUAAAAAAUUAAUGACAGAUAAACCUAAAAAAAUUAUUUUAUUUAAAACAUGUAUAAUAGAAUUAUAUGGAAUGUUAUCCGUAACAAUAAGAAAUGUAAAUAAUUUCUCAUCAGUAAUAGCAACAGUAUAUGGAUAUGUUCCAUUUUUAAUAAUGAUUUUAACAGUAUUUAGUUUCAUAAUUACUUUUAAUAAAAACUUACUUUAUAUUAUUUUUAUAAUGCCUACACAAACCUUAAUUAGUGAUUUAUUUUUAAAAAGAAUAUUUAAAAAACCAAGACCAAUUAAUAGUGCCUUACCAACUUAUGGUAUGCCAUCAAGUCAUAGUUCCUUUGCAAUAGCUUUAUUAACUUAUCUUUUACUUCAUAUUACAGAACACAAAAAAGACAAAUGGAGUAUUAUUACAUAUGUAAUAGCUACUCUUACCUUACUCCCCAUACCUUGGAGUCGUGUUGAAGUUGAAGAUCACACCGUAUUACAAGUUAUAGUUGGUUCUCUUGUAGGUAUGGGUUUUGGAUUUAUUUUCUAUUUUAUGAAAAAGUAUUUUUUUAAACAUAAGGAUUCUUAA